Messenger RNA from Octopus bimaculoides (California two-spot octopus), 3793 nucleotides. Its product is annotated as anoctamin-4-like. Gene Ontology annotation, cellular component: plasma membrane. The record is from RefSeq and is a predicted model, not a curated record. Gene Ontology annotation, molecular function: protein dimerization activity; chloride channel activity. NCBI's taxonomy places the organism in Eukaryota, Metazoa, Mollusca, Cephalopoda, Octopoda, Octopodidae. Gene Ontology annotation, biological process: chloride transmembrane transport.
UCUCACUGUUUCUAUAGUAGUGGAUUUCUAAAUUUAUAAAAACAGAACAUUUGUGUGUUACCUUGUGUUCUAAUAACCAAGCAAUAGUUAUGAGAUAUGUUUUCUCCUGGACGUAACAAGAAACCAGAAUAAAAUGUUACAACCACUAUCCAUUACGGCUUUGGAACAGACAUAUAGAACAGACAAAAUGAGUUCAAGUACUGAACAUGAGCUGCUUGAUGUUAGUCAACCUACAUAUAAUGAUCAUAUUGACUUUUUGGAUAGUAUGGAAUCAUUGAGUUUGUAUAAGGACUUUGAUGAAACUGCUGAGGGAAGAAAAUUGUAUUUUGAAGAUGGAAGGCGAAGGAUCGAUUAUAUCAUUGCAUGGAAUAAACACAGUAAGAAGAUGACAGAAUCACAGAACGCUCGCUCGACUUUUCACGAUAACUUGAAGAAAGAGUUCCUAGAACUUGAAGUUGAUACCAGUGAUGCCGAAAUCCAUUUUAUGAAAGUCCAUGCACCAUUCAAAGUCUUAUGUCGUUAUGCAGAACUACUUAAAUUGAAAGUUCCAAUGAAAGAAACUCCUGAACUGUUACAUUUUGCUAAACAGUAUGAUGAGCAGGUGUUUUAUCUGGAUACAGAUGGAACAGAGCAAGUGGUUGUAAAAGGUGAAGGUCCUAUAAAGAAGUUGCAUAAAUUACGGCGACAAGUGUCCAAGAAAUUGAAAUCUCCAUUUUAUUACGACAAAGAGGUGUUUAAACCAACACCUAAACAGUACAAAUGUCCGUUCUCACGGGAUAAAGAUUAUUUAUUUGCAUAUCCAGAAAAUCCUGAAGAUAUUUUCAGUCAAGGCAUGAGAACUCGAAUCGUAGAUUACAUUUUAAGAAGAACUUCAUUUGGAGAUAAAGAUGCAGAGUCAUAUUCUUGUGGUAUAAAGAAAAUGAUAAGUGAUGGAUAUUAUAUUUCUGCUUUCCCAUUACACGAAGGCCACUGGAAAAAAGCGACAAAACCUAAUAUUCGAAAAGAUCUGUAUGACAACUGGGGGCAUUGGAGUCAGUUUCUCAAAUUUCAACCAUUGCACUACAUAAAAGAAUAUUUUGGUGAGAAGGUAGGAAUUUAUUUUGCCUGGCUUGGAUUUUACACCCUCAUGUUGAUUCCAGCAGCAAUUGUUGGCUUUGGUAUAACGGUCUAUGGAUUAAUCAUUAUGAGAGAUAAUUAUGUCAGUAAUGAAAUCUGUCAAAGCACUAACAUCACUAUGUGUCCUCUAUGUGACCAUCGAUGUCCAUAUUGGAAUCUUUCUGAAGCUUGUUCCCAUUCUAGGGUCAGUGCUAUUGUAGACAACGGAGCAACUGUAUUUUUUGCAAUUUUCAUGUCUUUCUGGGGUACAUUAUUUUUAGAAUUUUGGAAAAGAAAGCAAGCUGUCAUUCAAUGGCAAUGGAACCUUCAUUAUCAAGAAGAAGAGGAACCGCCUCGCCCAGAAUAUCUUGCUAAGAUGGCCAAUGAUAAAAAAUAUAGAAGAGAUCCAAUUUCACAGAUUGAUGAACCAUACCUCCCAUUUUGGACUCGCCAGAUACCAGUUAUCUGUUUUUCCUAUUCACUUAUGCUGUUUAUGGUUAGCAUCGCGAUAGCAGCUGUUUUGGGUGUGAUAGCUUUCCGAGUGUCAAUGUUGGCAGCCCUUCAGUUACGAGAAGAGAACAUCAUUUACAAAAAUGCUGGUUUAAUGACAACACUAAUUUCUGCUUGCAUCAAUUUACUCAUCAUCAUGAUAUUGAACAUAAUUUACAGAAGAGCAGCUUUCUGGUUGACUGAUUUGGAAUGUUUACGUACACAAACAGAGUAUGAUAAUAGCCUGACCUUCAAACUAUUCGCUCUGCAAUUUGUCAAUUACUAUUCAUCCAUAAUUUAUAUAGCUUUCUUUAAAGGAAAGUAAGUAUGUUCAUGAAAUUAUAGACAGUUUCUCAAUGUUUCAACUUGUUCAUGUGAACCAGGAGGCUGUCUGAUUGAGCUUUGUAUCCAGCUUGGUAUCAUCAUGACUGGAAAACAACUUCUACAAAACAACUUAGUAGAAAUUCUCAUUCCGAAAUUAUGGAAAUAUUGCAUGAAACGAUGGAAAGAAGCUGCCAAGAAGAAACUACCAAAUACCCCUUGGGAGAAAGAUCUCCUUCUGACUGAUGUUGAUACCACGACUCUGUUUUAUGAAUAUUUAGAAAUGAUUCUUCAAUUUGGGUUUCUAACCCUAUUUGUAGCAGCUUUCCCCAUGGGUCCACUGUUCUGUUUAAUCAACAAUAUAAUAGAAAUCAGAGCUGAUGCCAAUAAGUUUGUUACUACAAUAAAACGACCAACUCCACAAAUUGCAACCAAUAUUGGGAUAUGGUACAGUGUACUUUACGGUAUCUCAAGAAUUGCAAUUCUAUCAAAUGCAUUCAUCAUAUGUGUGACAUCAGAUUUUAUACCUCAGUUAGUUUACAAACUAGGCUACAGUUUAGAUGAUAACCUCAGUGGCUAUGUGGAGAAUUCCUUGUCCUAUUUCAACACCAGUGAUUUUGAACUGAAUCACCGUCCUUUCAGUAUGCCAAAUGAAACAGUGGUAGAGAUUUGUCGCUACCGGGAUUAUCGAAAUCCACCUUGGGAUGACAAUAAAUAUGAAUAUUCUGAGAAAUUCUGGCAUAUCUUUGCGGCAAGGAUGGCUUUUGUUGUUGUUUUCGAGAAUUUCGUCGUCGUUUUUACAAGUAUAAUUGCAUGGUUAAUUCCUGAUGUUUCAAGUAAAACGAAAGAACUUAUUCGCCAGGAAGCUUACAUAACCCAGAAGAUUAUCAUGAACGAAGAGCUAAAACGUGCACGAGAAGAAGCACUAUCAGUAGAAAAUUACAAACCAGAUCGGCCGCCAUCUGAAGGAGUCAGUAGGCGUAAACCAAAUUUUUUCUCAACUCCAGACGAAACUGCCUAAUUAAUAAUUAUAUUAUUGCAAGGCAUAAAUGGUUGUACAACAUAUUGAAAUGUUUUUAUAAUAUCUGUAACUUAUUGUUUGUUCAUUUUUUUAUUAUUUUAUUGUGCAAUUUAUUUUGUGUUUUUGUUUAACAUUUUCUUUAUUUUAUCACCCCUUGUUUUACCUUUUUUUUUUUUUUUUACAAGACGAUCUUUGCUCAUAAUAAUGUUCAGAUUUUGUAUCAUCUGAAACUUUAGCAAAAAGUUGUUUUUUUUUUCUCUCUUAUUUAAUCAUGAUUUUUUAAUUAAAAAAAAAACCUUUUUCAGUGAGAAUUGUCAAAUGUAAAAUAUAUUUUGGACAUUUUUUUAUUAUCAUUUUUAUAUUCUCAUUUAUUUUUAUUCAGUAUAAAAAAAAAAUGAAAGAAACUAAAGAUUGAAUCUCAUGUUGAAACAAACAAAAUUAUUGUUUUGAUCCAAAACAAUUGUUUCUACUUAAAUUUUGCAAUGCAUUCUCUUCAAAUUGGUUUUAAAUAUUCUUACCUUGUUUCAAACAAAAAUCCUGGUUUUGUAAACAUAAGAACAUGUUUCCCUUUCUUUUUUGUUUAUAGCAAUAUUAUGUAAACAUAAAAAUGGGUUUCUUAUAGCAAUAUUAUGUAAACAUAAAAAUAUAUCAUUCUUUUUUUUUUUAGAAAGAAGAUAUCAGCAUUCUUAACUAGUAAAAAAAAUUAAUUCAUUAUAAAAGACAGAAUUGGUCAAGUGUCUGACCUGCCAUUCUCCUAAGGUUCAUACAAUAAGUACUAGUCAAAGUUCUUGGGUCAAACUAAUAGCCUAUACCUUUCCAAAUUUAUAGCAAUGUGCCAAUUCUAGUUGAAGAAAAAUUUUCAUUAUU